Drosophila willistoni is the source of this 2413-nucleotide messenger RNA. RefSeq names its product pickpocket protein 19. Gene Ontology annotation, molecular function: ligand-gated sodium channel activity. The transcript has 6 exons. The coding region runs from base 431 to 2146 and encodes 571 amino acids. The record is from RefSeq and is a predicted model, not a curated record. Lineage: Eukaryota; Metazoa; Arthropoda; Insecta; Diptera; Drosophilidae. Gene Ontology annotation, cellular component: membrane. Gene Ontology annotation, biological process: sodium ion transmembrane transport.
AUUACAGGUAAGGAAACGUGAGAGCGCAGCUGUCUGCAGGGUCAGAUUCUGUUCAGUUAUCAGCAGGUGAGAUAUUAGACCUGCUUGUGGCCCCAAGGAAAGAGAAUAAGUCGGAGAUGGUGGAUAAACAAUUCAAUGCCUUACUCUAAUAAUAAUAAAGUAUAUACCUUAUAUACAGUUCUAGAUUUUUAUAUACAGGUUUUAAAAGUAAUGUUCCUUGUCAUCAUCAUUAUUGAAAUGUGAAGAGAAAAAGUUUUUUCUAUACCAAUUUGAUUGCUAGUUAAUUGGCAAAGUUUGAAGGUCUAAUCACAGACGGGACGGCCUACAUAAUUACUCAAUUAAAAGGGUUGAGAGUGAUACUUCAAUUACUGGUCAAGUUCCAAAGUCCAUAAAAGAAUGAUUCGAGUUUUGGUAGCAUUUCAGUGUCACCAUGACCAAGGCCGAGCGUAUAGAUAAACCUUUUAUGGACCUUGUGCGUGGUUAUUUUCGCCAUUAUUGUGAAAAGUCAACUAUUCAUUGUGUACGCUAUCUCUACGACUCUCAGCUACACAAUGUGGAAAGGUCUUGGAACGAAUUUCAUCUGUCUGAGAGGAUACUAAUCGAUCUUUCUAUUUUAACUCCAUACAGACUAAUCUGGUGUAUCCUGCUUAUUGUCAGUGUGAUCAUUUGUUGGUUUUUCUAUUUGCUGCUAUCAGAGCGUUAUGUGGCACAGAAACUUCAAACUGUCGUUGAGGAUCCUCAGUAUCCUGUUUUCAUUGUACAAUUCCCAGCUGUGGGCAUUUGUACCGACAAUCGCAUCAAUUGGAGCAAGUUGGAGGCAGCAAAGGCAAAAUUUUUGCCCGUAAAUGCCAGUGGGGAACUAGUGGAAGCCUUCACUAAACUUGUAAUGAGAAUGGAAACUCUGCGUUUUGGCAAUUAUCUACAGACACUUGUCCAGUUGGAGGACGAUAAUCUGGAGGUUAUGGAUUUCGUAAAUAUCACUGAUUUGGCUCUGUUUCUGACACUUCGUUGCGAAGAUCUUUUAGUGACUGGAACAUGUAAGUGGCGUCACUCUACGUUCAAUUGCUGUGAAUACUUUGUGCUGGAGAAAACGGAAUAUGGUUAUUGCUUGGUAUUCAACUCGGAACUCUCACCGAGAUCCAAGGAGAUUAAAAAUCUACAAGGAAGUGGCUUCUAUCCAAGACAUAACUCCAAGGCUGGUCAAGGUAGUGGGCUUAAUUUUGACUUGGUAUUACAUGAGCGUUUUAGGCGUGAACAUUCAUUGACUACCGACAAUGUUUAUAUUAUGAUCAAGAAACCAAAUCAAAUGACCAAUGUGGUGUACUCCAUGACCCCCAAUACCGAGACAUAUGUGACAGUUCGUCCUGAAAUAACCUGGACGGAUGAAUCAACUCGAAGCAUGCCACCAGAGAGGCGGAAUUGCCUGUUUCCCGAUGAACAAAUUGGCUUUGGCACUAGUGAUGCAGUGACCCGCUUUAGCAAGAACUUUCUUUUAACCAAUUGUUUGAAUCAGUGUCAUGAAUCGUAUCUGGUAAGGCUCUGCAAUUGUUCGUUGCCCAUUUUCUUUCUUAACAAUACAAGGGUUAAUGAAUGCAAUGCGGUUAGCCUUCGUUGUAUUGCCCGACACAAUGAUAUUUUCAGUUACGAUAAGAGGCUGGAGGAAGAUGCCUAUUUCAGUGCCACUAAACCUGGUAUGACUUGCUAUUGCCUAGUCAGUUGCAAUCUACUUGAAUAUUAUACGGCCACAACCACAUUGCCCCUCACCGCCCGUCGAUUACCCAACAUAACGCAGCAGAAAGUGUUCAAGGUAGAUGUUCAUUAUCAGGUUGAAAUGACUCUUCUAUAUCGAACUAGUCUGGAGUUUUCCAGUUUAGAUUUGAUUGCCAAUUUGGGUGGCAUAUUUGGACUUUGUUUGGGUGCCUCAAUGGUCAGCGCUGUGGAGUUGCUUUAUUAUCUAACAGUGGGAUUUGCUCUCCAUUUGUAUGAUCAUGCAUAUUUUGGUAUAUUGUGGCAGCGAAUGAAACUCAAAUGGAAACGAUCAGUGCAAUAUUUCUAUAAUGGUGUGGGUCACUUGGGCGAGCAUCAUCAGGAGGAGACUACACCAAAGAUGCGGCAUCCUUUUCAUAAUAAAACUCAAGUAUGGUAAAGAUGAAAGAUUACUUUUUUUGGUGUCUGCAGCAGCUAAAGUUAUCUAAAAACCGAUUGAGACCACCAAGUGCAGAGCAACCCAUAAUCAGACCAGCUAUUCCUCCAUAGGAAACUGAAAAUAUAUAUAUAUUUUGCACAUUUAGAAUGAAAUUUGUAUGAAAUAUUUCAGAUAACGUACCCAAUAGAUCAAUGCUGGUAAAGUAGAGCACUGAACGAUAGGAGAAUAAUGUCUCCUCCUGAAAAUAAACAUCCAAUUCGAUAUAGC